AGCUUCUCUAAUGCUCUCACCAAGAACAUAGUGGCCAUGCUGGUAUGGCUGGCCCUCAGUUUCAUCAACGGCAGCAUGGUGCACACCUUCCUACGCUACAGACUCUUCUAUGAGAACCCCCGGUACAUCAUGUUCAUCUGCAUGGUGGUCAACGACGCCCUGCAGCUAAGCCUGGUAACAGCUCUCUACGUGGUCAGCUACAUCUUCAGGAAGAUCCACACGUCUGUCUGCUGCUUUCUGAUCAUGACAGCGGUCCUCACCACCCGCUCCACCCCUCUGAUCCUGGCCGGCAUGGCCGUGGAGCGCUACAUCUCCAUCUGCUUCCCCUUGCACUACAGUCAGAUGUGCACCGUCCCUCGCACCCUCCUCCUCAUCUGUGCCAUCCUCAUCCUCACCUUCACUCCGCCCAUCACUGACCUCCUCAUCACCAUCGUCAACGAGCCUCUAAGUUACUUCAACAGCACCAUUUUUUGUGACCACCCACUUCUGUUUCGCCACCCGUCCAUCUACUACAAGAACUGUGUGUUUGACGGGGUGUACCUGUCCUUUGUGGCUCUGACGCUGCUCUACACCUACUGUAAGAUCAUGCUGGCAGCACAAGCGGCCUCAACAAGCCUGGUCUCUGUGAAGAGAGCGAGGAACACUGUGCUGCUCCAUGGGGUGCAGCUGCUGCUGUGCAUGCUUGCCUUUGUGGUUCCUUCCCUCCAGGCUGCUCUCAUCUCCCUCUUCCCCCUAAUGAGUCUGGAGAUCCGAUACAUCUUUUUCCUGGUCGUCUACAUCAUCCCCCGUUUCCUGAGCCCUGUGAUCUACGGUUGUCGGGACGAGCAGUUCAGGAAGUACUUGAUCCGGGACCUGGUUUGUCGGAGCCAAAGUCUCACCAGGGUCAGAUCGGUGUAGCUGAAAGUGAACCUGUAGGUGAAAUAACCACAUCAGGCAACUAGACCUCUGUCUACUUGAU
Micropterus dolomieu (smallmouth bass) is the source of this 958-nucleotide messenger RNA. RefSeq names its product odorant receptor 131-2-like. The record is from RefSeq and is a predicted model, not a curated record. Bases 37 to 897 code for a protein of 286 amino acids. Gene Ontology annotation, cellular component: membrane. The transcript is spliced from 4 exons. Lineage: Eukaryota; Metazoa; Chordata; Actinopteri; Centrarchiformes; Centrarchidae. Gene Ontology annotation, biological process: G protein-coupled receptor signaling pathway. Gene Ontology annotation, molecular function: G protein-coupled receptor activity.